Papilio polytes (common Mormon) is the source of this 1315-nucleotide messenger RNA. Its product is annotated as carotenoid isomerooxygenase-like. Bases 1 to 1314 code for a protein of 437 amino acids. Gene Ontology annotation, biological process: carotene catabolic process; retinal metabolic process. Gene Ontology annotation, molecular function: carotenoid dioxygenase activity; beta-carotene 15,15'-dioxygenase activity. NCBI's taxonomy places the organism in Eukaryota, Metazoa, Arthropoda, Insecta, Lepidoptera, Papilionidae. The record is from RefSeq and is a predicted model, not a curated record. The transcript has 12 exons.
AUGGCGGAGAGCAGUGAGAAAUUGUAUCCUAAUUGUAACAGCAGUGUCUGGCUGAGGUCGUGUGAUGUGGAGGUGACGCAGCCCUUACCAGGCAGGAUCACAGGAAAAAUGCCAACCUGGUUACGAGGUAGUUUACUAAGAAAUGGUCCAGGAUCUUUGAAUGUGGGUUCAAUGCGUUUCGAACAUUUGUUUGACAGUUCAGCACUUGUACACCGAUUUUCAAUCUUGGAUGGAGCAGUGACGUAUCAAUGUAGGUUCGUGCGCACCAACACGUUCAAGAGGAACCGCGCGGCGAAUCGAAUUGUGGUCACUGAAUUCGGUACGAAAGCGGUGCCUGACCCUUGUCACACUAUUUUUGACAGAGUUGCUUCUAUAUUCAAGCCUGCAGAAUUGUCGGACAAUACAAUGAUAUCCUUGUAUCCUUUCGGUGAUGAAAUAUACACUUUUACGGAAGGUCCAUUUAUUCACAGGAUAGACCCGAAAACGCUAGACACAUUAGAGAGGAAAGAUAUGAUGAAGUGCGUUGCUGUUGUAAAUCAUACGUCACAUCCCCACGUCAUGCCGAAUGGUGACGUCAUCAACGUUGGCAUGUCAAUAGUUAAAGGCAGAUUACGUCACGAUGUUGUCAAAUUUCCUUACACAGAAAAGGGUGAUAUGUUCGAGCGAGCUCAUAUUAUUGGUAGUAUGAAACCUCGAUGGACGAUGCAUCCUGCGUACAUGCACACUUUUGGUGUAACGGAGAACUAUUUCGUGAUAAUCGAACAACCUCUGACAGUAUCUAUUUGCGGCGUGCUCCGCAACCAGCUGACGAUGCAAAGCAACGCAGAGUACGCGGAGUGGUUCCGCGGUCGGCCGAAGCGGCUGGAGGUAGCGUUAGCGGCGCCGACAAUGACCAAGGUGACGCCGCGACUGCUCGCGGACUUGGGCUGCGAGACGCCUAGGAUAAAUUACGACUUGUGUAACGGGAGGCCGUAUAGAUAUUUCUACGCGAUCAGUUCAGAUGUCGAUGCUGAAAAUCCAGGAGCGAUAAUCAAAGUUGACACGUCGACUGGUGAAAGCUGGUCUUGGUGUGAAUCUGACUGCUAUCCAAGUGAACCUGUCUUUAUUUCAGAUCCAGGUUCCCGGGAAGAACAUGGCGGGAUACUAUUAAGUGCGUUGCUAUGGGGAUCACAGGAAUGCUCCUUAGGUCUUCUAGUCCUAGACGCUCGAACAAUGAAAGAAAUCGCACGUGUUGAUUUCGAAACUCCCUCUCCAGCACCCAAAUGUCUCCACGGAUGGUUCCUGCCCGAAAAGUGUGAAGGAGACUUAAAAUAAA